AUGAAGGCUGUUCGAAACCUGUUGAUUUAUAUAUUUUCCACCUAUCUUCUGGUUAUGUUUGGAUUAACUGGUGCCCAAGAUUAUUGGUGUUCCACUCUGGUUAAGGGGGUCAUUUAUGGAUCAUAUUCGGUGACUGAAAUGUUUCCUAAGAACUACACAAACUGUACAUGGACGCUGGAGAACCCAGACCCUACCAAAUACAGCAUCUACCUGAAGCUAUACAAGCGAGACUUGAGCUGCUCUGAAUAUUCUUUGCUUGCUUAUCAGUUUGAUCAUUACUCACAUGAAAAGAUCAAUGAAUUGCUGAAAGUCAACGAGUCUAUAGUGUACCUGUGCGAUUCGAAGAAUAUUUAUGUAUUUUUGCUGUAUGACAAGAAUUUUGUCCAACUCCGGAGAGUUUUCCCUUAUGAUUAUAACGGAUUGACGCCACAGAAGCUUGAUGAGGAGGAGAAAUCUAAUGUGGAGUUUUUGGUGUUGAAUAAGGCCAGCCCCAGCCAGUUUGGGUGUCAAGUGCUUUGUACGUGGCUGGAAAACUGCCUGAAAUUAGAGAAGGGGACAGUGGAGACAUGUGGGAUCGUGUACACAAAAUGCACUUGCCCUCAGCACUUAGGCGAUGGAGAAUCAGAGAGUAUGCUCAUGUUGAACAACGUGGUAUUACCUUUAAAUCCACAAACGGAGGGCUGCUUGUCACCCCAACUACAAGCUGGGCAGAUCUGCAAUCUGAGUGCAGAAGUGAAACGACCUCCUAAAGAAGAAUAUGGAAUGAUCGGAGAGCAUACAGUAAAAAGUCAGCGGCCAAGAUCAGUUCAUGACACAAAGGCCCUGCAGGAGCAAGCUGAAUCUGCUAAAUUUAUGGCACAAACUGGUGAAUCAGGUGCAGAGGAGUGGUCCCAGUGGAGCUCAUGCUCUGUAACAUGCGGUCAAGGGUCGCAGGUGCGAACAAGAACAUGUGUCUCACCAUACGGAACACACUGCAGCGGCCCUUUAAGAGAAUCAAGGGUUUGCAAUAACACUGCCCCUUGUCCAGUACACGGUGUAUGGGAGGAGUGGUCACCGUGGAGCCUGUGCUCAUUCACGUGUGGCCGAGGUCACCGCACUAGGACUAGGAUGUGUGCCCCUCCCCAGCAUGGAGGCAGGGCAUGUGACGGACCCGAGACCCAGACUAAGCUUUGCAACAUAGCCCUAUGCCCAGUGGACGGACAGUGGCAGGAGUGGAGCUCUUGGAGCGAUUGCUCGGUGACCUGUGCCAAUGGCACUCAGCAGAGGACCAGGCAGUGCUCAGCGGCCGCCCAUGGGGGAUCUGAGUGUCGCGGUCACUGGGCAGAAAGCAGAGAGUGCCAUAAUCCUGACUGCACAGCUAAUGGCCAGUGGAAUCCUUGGGGUCCAUGGAGCGGCUGCUCUAAGUCCUGUGAUGGUGGAUGGCAGAGGCGAGCCCGGGUGUGUCAGGGUGCAGCGGUGACUGGGCAACAGUGUGAUGGCACCGGAGAGGAAGUCCGCAAGUGCAGUGACCAGCGAUGUCCAGCACCGUAUGAGAUUUGUCCUGAGGAUUAUGCAGUGUCAAUGGUGUGGAGACGGACACCUUCAGGGGAACUGGCCUUCAACAGAUGCCCACCUAAUGCCACAGGCACCACUAGUCGACGCUGCUCUUUGGAUCACCGUGGUAUGGCCUUCUGGGAGCAGCCAAGCUAUGCUCGAUGCAUAACAAAUGAAUUCAGAUACUUGCAGCAAUCAGUUCAGGGGCACCUUGCAAAGGGCCAGAGGAUGCUGGCGGGGGAUGGGAUGUCCCAGGUCACAAAAAACCUGCUGGACCUCACCCAGAGGAUGAACUUCUACGCUGGUGACCUGCUAUCCUCUGUGGAGAUCCUUCGUAAUGUGACAGAGACCUUCAAGAGGGCUAGCUAUGAGCCAUCUUCAGAUGAUGUGCAAAACUUCUUUCAAAUCAUCAGCAACCUCUUGGAGGAGGAAAAUAAGGAGAAAUGGGAAGAUGCACAAAAGAUCUAUCCUGGAGCAGUGGAGCUCAUGCAGGUCAUUGAGGAAUUCAUCCACAUUGUUGGAUUGGGCAUGAAAGAUUUCCACAAUGCCUAUUUGAUGACUGGGAACUUGGUGGCCAGCAUCCAGAGACUUCCAGCAGUGUCUGUGAUGACUGACAUCAGCUUCCCCAUGAAGGGUCGUAAAGGCAUGGUCGACUGGGCCAGGAACUCAGAAGAUAAAGUGGUCAUCCCAAAGGGCCUCUUUUUAAUUGUUUCAUUUUCCCCUCUAGAUAUGGAAGGAUCACCGGUCUUCAUCUUGGGAACAGUUCUUUACAAGACUCUUGGACUCAUGCUACCUUCACCAAAGAACCACACUGUCGUGAACUCCAAGGUCAUUGCUGUGAUAGUCAGUCCAGAGCCCAAGGCAACAGAGUCCGGCCUGGAGAUUGAACUGGCUCACCUGGCAAAUGGAACACUGUACCCUUACUGUGCGCUAUGGGACAGCACCAUAAUGAACGAUUCUUGGGGAGCCUGGUCCACAAAAGGAUGUAAAACGGUGCUUACAGAUGCAUCCCAUACAAAAUGCUUAUGUGAUCGUGUAUCUACCUUCGCCAUUUUGGCUCAGCAACCAAGAGAAAUAACCAUGCAGUACUCAGGGGUCCCAUCUGUGACAUUGAUAGUUGGCUGUGGUCUGUCUUGCCUCGCCUUGAUCACGUUGGCAGUGAUCUACGCCGUGCUAUGGAGAUAUAUUCGCUCUGAACGGUCUAUCAUCUUGCUCAACUUCUGCUUAUCUAUAAUCUGCUCGAACAUCUUAAUCCUUGUAGGACAAACGCAAACUCACAAUGCGGGUGUCUGCAUCAUGACGACAGCCUUUCUACACUUCUUCUUCCUGGCAUCGUUCUGCUGGGUCCUCACAGAGGCUUGGCAGUCCUACAUGGCAGUGACAGGAAAGGUUCGGACCAGGCUCAUCCGCAAGCGCUUUCUGUGUCUGGGCUGGGGAUUACCAGCUUUAGUGGUUGCUGUUUCAAUGGGAUUCACCAAAACAAAAGGCUACGGAACACCCUUAUACUGUUGGCUUUCUUUGGAGGGUGGGCUCCUGUAUGCCUUUGUUGGUCCUGCGGCUGCUGUUGUUCUGGUCAACAUGGUGAUUGGUAUCUUGGUGUUUAAUAAACUAGUGUCCAGAGAUGGCAUACUGGACAAGAAGCUGAAGCACCGAGCAGGACAGAUGAGUGAGCCGCAUACAGGAUUAACUCUCAAGUGUGCCAAAUGUGGCGUUGUAUCAACAACUGCUUUAUCAGCAACUACGGCUAGCAAUGCAAUGGCGUCCCUGUGGAGCUCCUGUGUUGUCCUACCUCUGCUGGCUUUGACCUGGAUGUCUGCAGUGCUCGCCAUGACAGACAAGCGCUCCAUCCUCUUUCAGAUCCUCUUUGCUGUCUUUGACUCACUGCAGGGUUUUGUCAUUGUGAUGGUGCACUGUAUCCUACGGAGAGAGGUCCAAGAUGCUUUCAGAUGUCGGCUUCGAAACUGCCAAGACCCAAUCAGUGGUGAUGCAACAGGAACCUUCCCUAAUGGGCAUGCUCAGAUAAUGACGGACUUUGAGAAAGAUGUGGACAUCGCCUGCCGAUCAGCACUCCACAAAGACAUGGGCUCCUGUCGUGCCGCCACCAUAACAGGCACCCUUUCACGUAUUUCCCUUAAUGAUGAGGAGGAUGAGAAGGCCCCUGAGGGUCUAAACUACUCCACGUUGCCUGGCAACAUCAUCUCCAAAGUGAUUAUCCAGCAGCCUUCAGCUCUGCACAUGCCAAUGGGAGUGGGUGAUCUGAAAGAGCAGUGCAUUGCUGACAGCACCGCUGACAUGCGCCGCACAGUUUACCUGUGCACCGACGAUGCCAUGCGCCAGAGCGACCAAGACAUGGGUGUCCAUGACAUGGAGGGCCACUCGUUGCAGGGCCAGGUGAUGGAGACAGACUACAUAGUCAUGCCUCGUGCCUCUGCCGCAACACUGUCGGGGCAGGGUAAUGUACCCACCCUCCUGAAAGAGGACACUAAGAUGAACAUCACUAUGGAUACAUUGUCACACGAGAGGCUGAUGCAUUACAAGAUGAGUCCUGACUUCAAUAUCAGCCCGUCGGGCUUGGACCACAUGAAUGUGAAUCUGGAGCAGUAUCCAAGUGCUUCAGAACAGAUGCAUAACCUGCCCUUUGAACCUCGUACGGCUGUUAAGAACUUCCUCGCUGAGAUGGAGGAAUCUGCGGGGCUUUCAAGGAGUGAGACAGGGUCAACAAUAUCUAUGAGCUCCUUAGAGAGAAGAAAAUCACGAUAUUCUGAUCUGGACUUUGAGAAAGUCAUGCACACCAGGAAAAGACACAUGGAGCUGUUCCAGGAACUGAAUCAGAAAUUUCAAACCCUGGACCGAUUUCGAGACAUACCAAAUAUGGGCAGCAUGGACAAGGCAAUGCCAAACAAGAACCCAUGGGAGAGCUACAAUCCAGCCUGUGAGUACCAGAAUUACGCCACUAUGAAUGUACUAGAAUCUGACACCAAGGACUCACUGGAGAUGACGCCUGCAGAGUGGGAAAAGUGUGUCAACUUACCCCUAGACGUCCAGGAGGGGGACUUCCAAACAGAGGUCUAG
This is a messenger RNA of Scomber scombrus (Atlantic mackerel), 4605 nucleotides long. It is a transcript of the gene adgrb3, whose product is annotated as adhesion G protein-coupled receptor B3. The transcript is spliced from 30 exons. The record is from RefSeq and is a predicted model, not a curated record. Bases 1 to 4605 code for a protein of 1534 amino acids. Gene Ontology annotation, molecular function: G protein-coupled receptor activity. NCBI's taxonomy places the organism in Eukaryota, Metazoa, Chordata, Actinopteri, Scombriformes, Scombridae. Gene Ontology annotation, cellular component: plasma membrane; postsynapse; synaptic cleft. Gene Ontology annotation, biological process: neuron remodeling; adenylate cyclase-activating G protein-coupled receptor signaling pathway; negative regulation of angiogenesis.